AUAGUCCCGUAAGACUGCGUUCAGGGUCCUUGUAAACAAAACAGAUGACUACUUGGCGCGGGAAAUUUUUCCUUCACGCGCUGUGAUCGAGCUGUAGGGAGUUCCAGGACUGAAAGCCACAUCGUCGGUAUUUGGUGUACCAUGGGAGACAUGCAGCAUCCUGGUCCGGGAAUCGGCCAUCCAACCCAGAAGAGAGACGACUACCUGGAGUGGCCGGAGUACUUCAUGGCUGUCGCCUUCCUGUCAGCCCAAAGGAGCAAAGACCCAAACUCACAGGUGGGCGCCUGCAUAGUGAAUCCAGAGAAUAAGAUCGUGGGCAUCGGCUACAACGGCAUGCCCAACGGCUGUGAUGAUGACCUGCUACCCUGGUCUCGAACUGCUGAGGACCGGCUUGACACCAAAUACCCUUAUGUGUGCCAUGCAGAGCUGAACGCCAUCAUGAACAAGAACAGCUUUGACGUGAAGGGAUGCACCAUGUACGUGGCCUUGUUUCCAUGCAACGAGUGUGCCAAGCUCAUCAUCCAGGCAGGUCUGAAGGAAGUGGUUUACCUGUCAGACAAAUACCAUCAUACACCUGAGAUGACUGCUUCCAGAAAGCUCCUCGGCAUGGCAGGAGUACAGUUCAGGCAGUUCAAGCCCAAGAAGACGGAGAUCAUCAUUGAUUUUAACUCCAUUAAUGACUGUGGAAGGGUGAACGCUGCAGAGAAGUAAAGGUGAACCUGAAUGAGGAAAGAGAAAAGAGCCAGGCUGUUUUCUUCAGGGGAAAAGUUUGCCGUCCUUCCUCAUCUUUUAUAUGUUCCCAGCAGGAAGUUUUAGAUGCUUCACACGGACCGCUUCGCUGGGUCCAGGAACGUACGAGGCUCCUGUACGAACUGUCUGAUAUUUUAAUCAGAAACAAAGACUCUUUCCUGACGCUCCAAGCUGCUGCAGACUUCCUGUUUCCAGAAUCUGGAUAAAUGAAUGUUUAGUAACUUUUUAGAGAUCUAACUUGCUAACCCUGACACCUGGUGUGAUUUUCAGCUGGUAUCAUAUUUCUAAAUGCCGUCUCCAUUCUCAGUUUCACCUUUGAGCUUAAUCCCACAUGUCUGUAAAGCUUUAUGCCAUCAUUUUAAAUGUGGGCUGUACUGGGGACGGCUGUGGAGGUAAUCCAUGCAGUAAUGUCUUACUGUGGUAUGCCGGGGAAAGUCAGACAUUUUAUCACAGUUAAGUUUUUGUUUUUAUUUUAAUACCAAUAAUUUUUUACAGAAACAUGUUUGUACAGAAAACUGGAGACACUUCCUUCUGUUAGCUGAUCAUUUACUGUGGAUGUCUGCAGUCUGUCAACCAUGUCAGCUGUGUGUUUAAGUACAAUAAAUCUGGGAUCACA
Melanotaenia boesemani (Boeseman's rainbowfish) is the source of this 1366-nucleotide messenger RNA. It is a transcript of the gene dctd, whose product is annotated as dCMP deaminase. Gene Ontology annotation, biological process: dUMP biosynthetic process; dTMP biosynthetic process. Bases 142 to 711 code for a protein of 189 amino acids. Gene Ontology annotation, molecular function: dCMP deaminase activity; zinc ion binding. The record is from RefSeq and is a predicted model, not a curated record. Gene Ontology annotation, cellular component: cytoplasm. Lineage: Eukaryota; Metazoa; Chordata; Actinopteri; Atheriniformes; Melanotaeniidae. The transcript has 6 exons.